CUCACUCCCUCCCUCCUUCCCUCGCUCCCUCAAUCUCUGAUGGCUCUAUGGGGCUUCCUCAGUGUCAGCCUGCACUGCUGGGUCUGGCUCUGGGCCGGGGCCCCUAUCUCGACCAGCGUGCCCCACGACCGCCCCGGAGGGCCCCUGGACUGGCUGCUGUCCGACAAGGGCCCCUUCCACCACUCCCAGGAGUACACAGACUUCGUUGAGAGGAACCGUCAGGGCUUCUCCACCCGCUACAAGAUAUACCGAGAGUUUGGGAGAUGGAAGGUGAACAACCUGGCUGUGGAGAGGAGAGACUUCCUGGAGUCGCCAUUGCCCCUGACACCAGAGUUCAUCCGUAACAUCCGUCUCCUGGGUCGGAGACCCACCACCCAACUCAUCACUGACAACCUGAUCAGGAAGUAUGGGACACACUUCCUGCUGUCGGCCACGCUGGGAGGGGAAGAGGCCUUAACGAUAUUUGUGGACAAGAGAAAGCUGAGUAAGAAGGCGGAUGUGAGCGAAUACUCUGGCUCUGGCAACUCGUCCAGCGUAACUCUGGAGGCUCUGCACCAGCUGGCUGCCUCCUACUUCAUAGACAGAGAAAGCACCCUGCGCAAGCUGCACCACAUCCAGAUAGCAUCCACAGCCAUUAAGGUAACAGAGACCCGGACAGGCCCUCUCGGAUGCAGUAACUAUGACAACCUUGAUUCUGUCAGCUCUGUUCUGGUUCAGAGUCCGGAAAACAAAGUCCACUUGCAAGGCCUGCAGGUUAUCCUGCCAGACUACCUGAGGGACAGUUUUGUCCAGGCUGCUCUAAGCUACAUUGCCUGUAAUGGGGAGGGGGGCUUCGUCUGUAAGGACAAUGACUGCUGGUGCAAGUGUGACACCAAGUUCCCAGAAUGCAACUGUCCCUACAUGGACAUCCAAGCCAUGGAGGACAGUCUACAGAGGAUCACUGAGACCUGGGGGACACUCUACAAGGAGUUUGAGGAUUCAGAUGAGUUCAAGACCUUCCUUAUGAGGCUCCCGCAGAACUUCUUCCUGAACGUGUCGACUAUCCAGCACCUUUGGUCGUUGGAUGGCGUGUUCCAGUGGCGCUACGAGCAGCUGGAGAACAGCAUGAGUGUGCUCUUCAGACGAGCCCAGAGAGUGGUGUUCAAGCUCUUCAGCCUCAGCAAGAGGUGCCAGAGGCAGCCUCACAUCCGCCUACCCAGAGAAUGGCCCCAAUCCUACUGGCUGAUACACUUCCAGUCUCUCCUCUACUGUUCUGAGAACAACCAGCUGGGUUCCUUCUCUGAGGAGCUCCACAGCUGUACCUGCAGCUACGAGCACAGCCCUUGCCAGCUGCUCCCACCAUGUGCCAUCGGAGAGGGUCCCGCCUGCGCAGCCUGUGCCCCAGACAACCACACACGAUGUGGGAGCUGCAACCCUGGCUAUGCCCUAACCCAGGGGGCCUGCAGACCCAUGGUGGCUGACUCAACAGAGAACUACCUGGGCUUUGAGACAGACCUACAGGACCUGGAGCUGAGAUACCUCCUGCAGAGGGCCGACCGUAGGCUGGAGGUCCACGCCAUCUUCAUCAGCAAUGACAUGCGUCUGAACAGCUGGUUUGACCCAUCCUGGAGGAAGAGGAUGCUGCUGACGCUGAAAAGCAACAAGUACAAGUCCAACCUGGUCCACAUGCUGCUGGGCGUGUCUCUCCAGAUCUGCCUGACCAAGAACAGCACACUGGAGCCCGUCCUCACCCUCUACAUCAACCCCUUCGGAGGCAGCCACUCUGAGAGCUGGUACAUUCCAGUCAGUGAGAACAGCUUCCCAGACUGGACGGCCACCAAACUGGAUCUACCCCUGGAGUGCUUCAACUGGACCCUGACACUGGGCAACAAGUGGAAGACCUUCUUUGAGACCAUCCACAUCUACCUGCGGAGCCGGAUAAAGAUGCAGGGCGCUGGAGGUCCGGCGGGGGCUGUGAAUGACAGCCUCUACUAUGAGCCAUUAGAAAUGGUUGACCCUUCACGGAAUCUGGGCUACAUGAAGAUCAACAGCAUCCAAGUAUUUGGCUACAGCAUGCACUUUGACCCGGAAGCAAUCCAUGACCUGAUCCUGCAGCUGGACUACCCAUACACCCAGGGGUCCCAGGACACGGCUCUGCUGCAGCUGCUGGAGAUCAGGGACCGGGUCAACAGACUGUCCCCCCCAGGUCAGCAGAGACUAGACCUGUUCGCAUGUCUGCUCAGACACCGGCUCAAACUGACAGCCAGUGAGGUGGUCCGCAUACACGCCUCCCUGCAGGCCUUCAGCAACCGCCUGCCAAACUCUCUGGAUUACGAGACCACCAAGCUGUGUAGUUAACAGCUACUAUGGAAUGACUGGGAGACGUUAAAGCGCAACGGCUACAAGGAGAACUAUUGGACGGCUAAAUGGUAUACUGCUACAGUAGUUUGACUUUCAAUGGUUUGUUGAUUCUCUGGAUUACAAGACCUUAAAUGUAUGUACUUAACCGUUACAGAGACACAAUAAGGACAUGUGAAUUGUGUCUUUUGGCUUUCAGUUGGGUUGUGACUCAAUGACUUGUAAAUGGUUGAGAGAUGUUGGAAGCUGGUGCUUUUUUGUCCACAGAAGACACACAAAAACUCUGACACCAUAAACAAAAACAGAUCUAGAAAAUCAGAUAUGUAACUCUCUCCACAUCCACUUCACCAUCUUAUUUAAAUACAACCAUGCUCAUUUAUACAGUGUAUACUGAAGCCAACUGGAGGGACCUUUUAAGAUACAAGGUACAGUCUGUUUGUUUGUAACUCUUUUAUAUGUUAUUUUGCUUCAGUGACAGUGUACUUCCCAUAACGACCAGAAUACAGUGGUAUCAGUCAGAUUUGUAGAUAACUUGUUAUUAAAACAUGGAUUAACAACUGUGGAGAAUAUUUGUCAAACUUACUUAU
Oncorhynchus masou masou (cherry salmon) is the source of this 2924-nucleotide messenger RNA. Its product is annotated as BMP/retinoic acid-inducible neural-specific protein 3-like. Gene Ontology annotation, cellular component: neuronal cell body; cytoplasm; dendrite. NCBI's taxonomy places the organism in Eukaryota, Metazoa, Chordata, Actinopteri, Salmoniformes, Salmonidae. The transcript is spliced from 8 exons. The coding region runs from base 40 to 2337 and encodes 765 amino acids. The record is from RefSeq and is a predicted model, not a curated record. Gene Ontology annotation, biological process: nervous system development; negative regulation of mitotic cell cycle; cellular response to retinoic acid.